GUUUUGCUUAUUUCACACUUAAACCAGCAAAUAGCAACGUUGCUAUUAAUACUAGUUAUUUUCCUCGUAUUUUGCCAAUUUACACGUAGUGUUUUUAUGAUAUGUGGAGUGUAAAAGCUAAGAAAAUCUGCUAAAAUAUUAUUAAAUUGUUAGUGAAAUUAGUUCCUUUUACAAUUAGUGUACACAAGUAAAAAAAGAUGUUUGCAAAUUUGAAAAACAAAUUAAUAGAAGAGGUGAAGGCGUCUCCGUCGAAAUUCCAACAAUUUGCGGCUGCUGUCUCGUCGUCGGCCAGUACAACCCCAAGUGGUUCGGAAUCAACUACGACAACGACAACUAACGAAAAUUUCUUUAGCAUUACAGAAGAAGAUACACCACAAAAUUCGCCAUAUAAACCUCUGAAACUACCACCUGGUUCCGUAAGCGGGCGAACAUAUCAUAACGGACCUACCGGCGGUGCUAUACCCCGUACACGAAAACUCUCUAACUCAUCAAUGGCCAGCGAUGUCUCUUUCCGUUUGCCCACCUAUGAUUCACCACCUGUGUACCAUCUACAAUCAGAUUUGGAGUCUAAUUGCAGUGAGCUAGAAGAUACAGCUUCUACCGCAAAACUGGACGUGGUAACUAAGGAACAACUAUACGAUGCUUAUAAAAAAUCAUUGGAUCGUUACCACAAAUAUCGAAGCCGAUAUACAGAUUUGGCUAAAAGAUAUAAAGAUUUGGAACGUGACAGUACCAAAGCUCGGUCCGUGCUUGUGGAGACCCAGGAGAAGGCUAUACGUCGCAUCAGUGAAUUACGUGAGCAAUGUUCGUUAGAGCAGCAAGCAAAGGCGCAUCUCGAAGAGGCUUUGCGCAUGGAAAUGGAUGAUAUGCAAUGUAAAAUGCAAGCAUAUCAAACUAAAUUAAAAUUACUUGGCGAAAAUCCGGACAAUUUGUCUGCAAUUCUAUUAACAUGUGAGUCCAAUAAUACAACUGGCGGAGCGUCACUUAUAGAUUUGGAUGAUAACAAUAGUAAUACCAACAUAGAAGAUUCAGAAGAUUUGAGUGAAAAGAAAAUAGUAGAUAAUCUGGAAUGUUUGAAAAAUGGACAAGAUUUUCCACAAAUGGAACAACUGAAGAAAGAGUUGGAUGAUCGGCAACGCAAAAUCGAAGAGCUGAUGACUAAAAUGUCGAGUGCUGAAGAUACAAUAUCACAAUUACGUAAGCAAGAAGAAGAAAACGCGUUGUUAUUGGCUCAAACAAAGCAGGCUAUUCACUCCGAGUUAGAAAACAAGGAAAGUGAAGUAAAGAAGCUAUCAAAUAAAAUCAGCGAAAUGCAAAAGGACCAGCAAGAUGCUGCAAAAAAAGAAAAACAAUUAAGCGCUCAGUCGAAUGAACUCAAUGAAUUGCAUGAGAAGUUAAAGAAUCUGCAUAUUGCCAAACAAGAAAGUGAUGCUAAACUAAUUGCUUCGGAACACAUGCUGGGACAAAUGAAAGAACAGCUACUUGUAAAGGAUAAUGCAAUAAAAGCUUUUGAACAGAAAUUGUCGAAAGGGCUCAAGGACAGCGAACAGAAAUUGGAUGAGUUGCGACAGCAAAAUGCACAAUUGAACGAAAUGCUACAGCGAUAUCAACAAAACGAGGUGUCCCUUGCCGAGAUCGAUAACGAAUUGAACAGAACGAAAAACGAAAAUGACAACCUUAAAAUAACAAUUGGCGAGAAUGAACGAAAACUACACGAACUCGAAGAAGAAGUACGUAGCCAAAAGGAGCAAAUAGAACGUCAUCAAAAAGAGCGUACAGCCGAAGAGAAUCGUUGGAAGCUUAUGUCUGCUCGAGAGGAUGAAUUAACUAAGCUGUGGCAAGAAGUGCAAGCGGAUAAUGAAGUACAAAGACAAAUAGUAAAACGUUUAGAGUCGGAAUUAAAAAUAUCAAAUGAGCGAAAUCAGCAUAAUGAGAGCGAAACGAUUGUUGCACUCAAAGCAGAAUUACACAAGGCCAAUGAAGAGCUAGGCGAGAAAGCAAACACUUUAAAAGAUCAGUUAGCUGUUAAGGAAAAAGAGCUAAAGUCGAGUCUAAAUAAACUAGCAAAACAGAAGAAACAAUUUGACAACCAACAAAGUCGAAUACGCGAUCAAAGCGGUGAAAUUGAAAUGCUACGAACUGAAUUGAAUCAACAUGAACAACAUUUAAGUAAUCUCCAGAAUGAAUCGCAAGCACGUGAACAGGAGUCCGAAGCGGAGAAAGCUAAAUUAAAGGCCCAAGUUCAAUCUAUAUUACAAGAUAUAGCGCAAAUUCAAGAUGAAAUGCGAGUUGUGAAGGAAUCUCACGAUGAGUUGGAAGUGGAGAAGCUGAAACUCGAACAAAGGAUUGAAAAUAUGCAACGGGAAGCACAGGAUGCUAGUGACGGCACUCAACAUUGGCGAGAUCAAUUGGUUGAUACUGAAGACAAACUACGCCUUAUAGAGUCAAAGUUGCAGAAAGUCGAGACUGAAAAUUCACAAGUAGCCGAAAGGAAUUGCUUGCUAGAAGAGCAGAACAAUCGUUUUGAAAAACAAUUGGUCGAGCGCGAACGCCAAAAGGACACCGAAGAGGCAAAUGCAAAUGAGCUGCGUUUGAAGUUGGAUGGCAAUGAGACGACUUUGCGUAAAUUAAAUGAAAAAAUGUCAGAAAUACUGGAUGAAAAUUCUCGUCUGCACAAUACACAAGAGUUAAUGGAUCACGACUAUCGGACUUUGCAAGAUAAAUUUAAUGCGUUGGAGAAAGAAAAGUUAAUGGCAGAGGAUGUACAAAUAGGUUUACAAGAAGAACUGGAACAACUGCGAGAACACAAGUUGGUAUUGGAAAAUAAGUUGCGCGAAGCCGUUGAGCAGCUUCAGCAAACCGAGGAGAAAUGUGCGGAACAAAAGAAGAAUACUGAAGCAAUAGAAAAAGAACUGAAGGAGAUGGUAAUAGCUCGAGAACGCUUGGAAAAUCAGAAUCAAGUAAUGAGUGCAGAACUAAAUGAACUUCGGGCUGUACAGUCGGAUGAUGAAAAAUUGCACAAUUUGAUGUGCGAACAAAAACGACGUAUCGAAGAUUUAGAACACGAAUUGAUUGAUAGAGAAAAAUCCGCAAAAGCGAAUAUUGAAAUUGUAGAUAAAGAGAAUAAAAAUUUGAAUGAAAAAUUGGGUACAUUGGAAGCAAGUAGAGAAGAGUUAGAAGUCACAAAGAAAGAAAGCCUUCUUUUAAAAAAGCAAAAUGAAGAGCUAAAUCGAGAUUUGUGUAUUUUGAACACAGAACUGAAACAAAGCCGGGACAGUAGCCAAGAACUUGAGACACAAUUGACGCAGUUGAAGGCAUUGGAGCAGGAAAUCACAGAAAAAGAACACAAAGCAUUAAUUGAUGAAAUUAAUAAAUUGAAAGAGGAAUCAAAAACGCAUAUUGAAGAAGCGCGAAAUAGGGCGUUAGAAUUGGAAGCAUUAAGACAGAAGUUGCAGAAUUCAAGCGAAAUAAAUGAAAAACUUGAAAAUACCGAGCUAGAGCUUCAGAAAAUGCUAGAAUUAGAAACGAAGUUACGCGUCGAUGCUGCUAAUGACGCCGAAUUGGCCAGUAAAAAAAUCCACGAGCUUGAAGAAAAUUUGUACACUGCCAAGAGCGAUAUUGAACGAUUGCACGAAAGCAAUGACGCUAUUCAAGUGGAGAUGGAUAAGUUACAAAACAAAAAUGAGCUACAGGUGCAGAGUUUAGAAGUAACAAUGCAACAAUUGAAAGAACACAAUGAAAAACUUCAGCAACAGUUUGCGAGUCAAAAGGUUGACGGCGAAAAACUAGCUAAUUUCGAACAAUUGCAAAUUGAAAACGAGUAUCUAAGCAAACAUGUGAAGCAAUUGGAAACCGAACUGACGGCACAACGCACAGAAGCGUCCAGUCAGUUGCAAGAAGGGCAAGACCUGCAGGAGAAACUAAAAUCACUGCAAUGCGAACUUUAUGUGCUGCGCGAAAAUACUGAAAAACACGAUGCACAACUUGAGGAGAAACAAAAAGCAAUUGAUAGUGCUGAGAAUGAAAGUAAACAAUUGCGCGAAAUGCUGACGAAUGAACAUGCCGAGUUGGAACGUCAAAUAGUGCACGCCAAGUAUAUUACUGAGCAAAAUGAUGCUAUACAAAGUGAUUUAUUACAUAAGCAACAUCAAUUAACCGAAGUUGAACAACAAUUGCAUGAUGUUAAAGCUGAACUCGAAGCGGUGAACUCCAAACACGCCGCAGACAUUGUCAUUAAAACAAAAGAAAUCGAUUCCUUGCGUGCGGAAUUACAACAAAUCACAGUUGAACUCAAUGCAAAGGCGCAGCUUCAGGAGGAAUUGGACGCUUUGCGUGUUGAACUGACGGAACAUAACCAAGUAAAAGAACUCUCACUGUCGCAGGCAACUGUCGAAAAUGGACAAAAAACAGUUUUAGCUAGUGAUGCCGAGAAUUUGCGACGCAUUAAUGAAGCCUUACAGCGUGAAUUGGAAGAUCUAAAGCAUAAAUCAACGUCGGAAAUCACCGAGCUGCAACAAGAGAUUGAAGAUAUGCAAAGUAAUGCGAGACAUAUGACUGAAAAAUUGGCAGAAGUUGAAAAAUUACAUAGCGCCUUGACGACACAACAAGUGUUGGCGAACGCGAAUGCUGACCAAGAAUCUCUGCAGGCUACUCGUGAAAUUGCCAGAGGUGGGGAAAUAUCUAGCUUGAAAGCGGAGGAGCUAUUGCAGCGAGAAAAGGCCGAGUUGUCGGCGAAAUUACGCGAGAUUAUGAAUGAAGUGCGUGAUGUGUCUGAACGUAACCUUUUCCUUGAGCAGCAAUGCGAAAACUAUUUGAUAUUGGAACAAUCAAACGAACGUUUGAAGCUGCAAAAUGCCAAACUGUCACGUCAGUUAGACGAAACAUUGGUGUCAAUGCAACACAAUGAAGGCAUUACAGCGAAUACGGAAUUCGAGUACUUAAAGAAUAUUAUGUUUCAGUAUUUAACGGGAUCUGCCAAUGGCAACAACGAAACGCUUGUCAAAGUGAUAUCGGCUGUUCUGAAAUUCUCACCUCAACAAACUCAAGUUGCUCUUGAAAAGGAGCACCAGCGACGUUCAUUGAUAAACAAAAUUCUAUAGCAAGAAUUGGAGCAAGCCUACGCAGCUACAUGGUGGUAGCAUUAACAUUGGUUUGCCACUCGAAAAUAUAUUAAACUAUUAAUAUUUCUAAAACUACCAAAUGUUCACAAAACACUUGAUUGGUAGCAAGCAUAUGUACUGCGUACACAGAUCCUUAAGGAGUGCUGCUUUAGCUUCUUACCCGUAUUAGGCAUUUGGUAUAAAUUGGGAUUGCUAAUUUAAAGUUAAUGAUUUAUUUUCGAUUUUAGCUACCGAUAACGCAUUUUAAGUGUAUAAAAAAAUAUUCUUAACAGAAUAAUUCAAAUAAGUACCUAUGUAUAUCGGCAGUUCGUAAUAUGUUAUGACAUACGGGCGUAAUGCGAUUUAAAUAUGUGUAAAUUGUAAUAAAAAAGUAUAAAAAAAUAAACUGUACGCCAAUUAAAA
Bactrocera oleae (olive fruit fly) is the source of this 5522-nucleotide messenger RNA. RefSeq names its product golgin subfamily A member 4. Gene Ontology annotation, cellular component: Golgi apparatus. NCBI's taxonomy places the organism in Eukaryota, Metazoa, Arthropoda, Insecta, Diptera, Tephritidae. Gene Ontology annotation, molecular function: small GTPase binding. The record is from RefSeq and is a predicted model, not a curated record. Gene Ontology annotation, biological process: Golgi vesicle transport.